CCACUUUAAACAGAGAGAUAGGGUGGGGAGUCGAUGUGGGGAGAGGAAAGAGGACAUAUGAAGUGAAAUCUUUUUAUGAAAAGGCAUAAUCAGAGUUAUUUACCACGUUUCAAGAACUUAAAUACUAUAGAGAACUAGAUGGAAAUAGCUUAUGUUGUGUUUUCCUUUUUCAGGGGUCGAACAAAGGACGAUGAAAAAUGUACACAGUAGGGAGGGGAUGAGAAGAUUAUUGGCCUACCCGGCCCGACUAAAUUAAUAGUUUUAACGGCAGCAAAAGCUCAAGCUGUCAAAAUAAUUUCCGAUGGAUACUUUGUAUUCUGUAUUAGCCUUGCUACUUACUUGUAUACCCCCCGUUUAUGCAAAUCAAGGAACAUUUUAUUGCGUGAUUUUACCAACCCUACCUCCCUAGAGAAUACAAACAUAGCGUGACACAUUGCACCAUCAAAUUUGAUCAAUUUUAGGUGGGUUUGUGUAUUUUCUUUUCUACUGGAUGUUUUCUACGUUUAUGGUACCAUUAAAAAAUCAAUAAAUGGAGACCGUUUCAGGGAUACCUCUAGUAGAUUUUGCUGCCAUGAGCGUAGAGAAGGAAAGUAUUCCUUCCUUAGCAGAUGAGAGGGUCCAAAUCAUCGCCAAACAAAUCCACGAAGCGUUCAGCACUGUUGGAUUUGUUUACCUGAAGAAUCAUGGAAUUUCACAAGAAAAGGUAGAUGGAACAUUUGAAGUGAUGGACAAAUUUUUUGCACUCAGCAAAAACAGCAAGUCAAAGUAUAGGAAAAAGAGUGAAUUAGAUGCAAAUGGAUGGGAAGCUUUGGAAAGAGAAAUCACUGAUCCAACAAAGCCAGGUGACCUAAAGGAGUCCUUUGAUAUUGGAGCUUUUGAUGACAAGAAAUUUCACUGGCCUACAGAAGUCCCUGAACUUCAGCCAGUUGUAAAGAGCCUCUUUGAUCUGUUAAAGAGUCUUGGAGAUAGAGUUUUACGUGCAAUGGCUAUUGGGUUAGGACUGCCUGCAGAUGUCUUCAAGAGUUACUACAAAGAUGUCGGUACCAAAAAUGGCACAGCACUUCUGCGCUUUAACUAUUACCCAAGAAUAAAUGACAUUGAGCACAUCAAAGCAGGGCAAAUACGAUGUGGUGAACACACAGAUUAUGGUGGAAUAACUCUCCUCUUUCAAGAUGAUGCCGGAGGCCUUGAGGUGGUCAAUAGGGAGAAGAACUUUGUUCCUGCAACUCCAGUCCAUGGAACAAUACUUGUCAACAUUGCUGACUUGAUGCAAAGAUGGACUGCAGAUAAAUAUGUUUCCACGGUUCACAGUCAUCAUUCCUGAAGAGGAACUCAAGCGGCGUACACCAAGACGUUCUGUUGCAUUUUUCUACGAUCCUGAUUGGAAGGCAAAGAUUACCUGCCUGGAUGGCUC
This is a messenger RNA of Orbicella faveolata, 1414 nucleotides long. RefSeq lists its product as uncharacterized. Lineage: Eukaryota; Metazoa; Cnidaria; Anthozoa; Scleractinia; Merulinidae. The record is from RefSeq and is a predicted model, not a curated record.